Messenger RNA from Trichoderma atroviride IMI 206040, 906 nucleotides. RefSeq lists its product as uncharacterized. Lineage: Eukaryota; Fungi; Ascomycota; Sordariomycetes; Hypocreales; Hypocreaceae. The record is from RefSeq and is a predicted model, not a curated record.
AUGAACGGCAUGAAUGGCGCCAACAUGGGCGCCGUCAUGCCCGCGCCCACGCCGGCCGGGCACCAGGCCGAGCUCAACUACAUCUACGGAAUGGUCGAGGAGCUGAGCCGGCAGCUCGCAGACAACCGAAAGGUCACCGAGGACAUUGUCAGUGGGCUGGGGCGGGUGCGCAACAAGGCAAAGGCGCAGGGGCUGGGCAACGACGAGAUGAUUUCGUCUGCGGCCGACGACAUCAACGCCCAGGAAUCAAAUCUCGACACCAUCAUCUCCGAACUCUCAGAGUCCUUCGACAAGGCCAAGCACAGCCGCGACGCCAACGCCGCCCUCCUCUCGCAGUACGCAAACGCCAUAUCCCUCAUGCUCAAGCAGUUCCACGAAUACAAGUCCAAGCACGUCGCCGACGUCGCCUCCUGGCACCGCUCCUACCGCGCACAGCUCGACGAGGCCCGUCGCGAGAACAGUCGCCUGCGCGAGCAGAUAUGGGAGAUGCAGACCCACGCCGGCCGUGCAAACGAGUCGCUGCGCAAGUUUCGACGCAAGUACGAUGAGGAUGAGGAGAGGUUUGCGAAGCGCGUGGACGAUACCGCUCUGCGACAGGAGUUGCGCUUUUGGAAGCGCAUGGCGAUGCCGGAGCUGGAAGACGACGAUCCGUAUUGGAGCGGGGAUGACGACAUCAUUGACGAGGCGGAGAAGGAGAGGCUGAGAGAGCUGGAAUUGCGGGCGGCGCAGGAGCAACACAUGGUUGACAGUCAAGGCGAAGAUAGCGAUGAACAGCAUCACCUGUCGUCUAUGGGCAUGAUGGGUGGGAUUGCCAUGCAGAGGGAAGACUCAAACGGCCAGACACUGCCAAUACCGCCUCCUCGGCCUCUCAGUGCGGCGUCCAGUACGGGGUCAACGGGUAGAUGA